GUUAAGCUCGAAUCACUUGUUAUGCAUGGUAUGUAUAUAUACGUUUAGGAAUACCCGAUUUACUAUACCUAGUAUAUCAUUAUCAAUCUCCAUAACACAAGCACAGGCAGUCGUUUGCACUUGUCGAUUAAGGAUCACGCCACCGUUAUUUGUAGCUACGCGUUCAAUGUUAGAGGCAUCUGAUAAUGCAUCGGCACCGCUUCAAAACCAUAGGUCUAACGGUUUGCUCAGAUCGACAACGCGUGGAUGCAACAGCACAAGCACUGAGCUUGAGCGAUUGGAAACGUAUCGAUCAUGGAGGCGUGGAAACGACCCUGCUCCCUUGACGCUGGCACGGUGUGGAUUUUACUCUACUUCUAGAGAUGACGAGGUUCGAUGCUGUGAUUGUCUGAUGACUGUGAAGAAUUGGGCAGAAAGGGAUCAUCCUUACAUUGAACAUUACAAAUUAAACAAGCGUUGUAUAUUUGUUCAAAAGUUUCAGGAUAGAGUGUCACGCUUUCAACUUACUGGUUAUCCUAGUACUGGUGUAUCAAAAUUGGCCGAUUAUUCUGUUCGGAUUUCUUCAUUUGCUACCAAGGAGCACCUCUUCAUCAACCAAAAUAAAGUGGUUUUAUCAAAUGCUGGAUUCUAUUAUAAAGGACCAGGGGAUAAAGUGAUAUGUUUUGAGUGUGAACUUGUACUGAAGCAAUGGGUAUCUUGUGACAUACCAAUUUGUGAGCAUAUUACAUUUUCUCCUUAUUGUCCAUAUGUUAAAGCCUUUCUGGCAAACCUUGAUUCAAUCCUUGGACUGGAUACAAAAAGCCUAUUAAGAAAAAUGGAACCACACCAUUCGCCAAACGGGGGACUUGGAUAUCUGCAACAGACUACAAGAAAUUAUUUUGACUCUCCUCAUCAUCAACACAGACUCAGUACGCCGACUUCAUCUCAAAUUCAAGACAUCAAAAGCCAUCCAUCUAUUUUUGAUUACACGCAACCUACUGAUCGAUCAUCAGCAACUCAAUCUGGUACGCUUGACGGAGAAAUAAAGGGACUACAGGCUACAAGAAAUCAUUUUGACUCUCCUUAUCAUCAACACAGACUCCAUACGCCGACUUCAUCUCAAAUUAAAGACAUCAAAAGAGAUCAAUAUAUUAUUGGUCAUACCCAACCUACUGAUCGAUCAUCAAAAAUUGAAUCUGGUACGCUUGACGAAGAAAUAAAGGGACUAUCAGUCAGUGACCAAAUAGAAGUUGUUGUAUCUAUGGACUUCGAUAGAAAACUCGUAGAAAGGGUUGCCCGGGAACAUCUUGAUAAAUCUGGAAAAGGCUUUGCACAUGCUGAGGAAUUAUGUGCAGCUGUUUUGGAUGCCCAGGAAGAUACAUCGUACAACUUAAAACAAUCUAUCGAACGGAAUACUGAGAGAAACAGAGAGAACCGUCAGGAGAAGGUUGACGAAUCAGGCGACCCAGUUGUUGAUGAAGGUCUCGGUAAUUCUAUAGGUUAUUUCGAUAAUAAAAAUCCUGCAUCUAAUAAUGAUUAUAACUCACCAGUAAUUACACCGUCCAACACUCAUACCUAUGUGGAUGAAGGAAUCGGCAAUUCUUUAAGCUAUCAAAGCCAGCAAACCCACGAAAGAGGUGUCAUUUUGUGUAAAAUUUGUUUAGACAAUCCUGUUGAAGUGACUUUUCAGCCAUGUGGACAUCUUUUAACUUGUAAUUUAUGUUCUGGACGUGUAGAUAAUUGCCCUAUCUGUAGAUGUAUUAUUCGCGGCCGUGUUAAAACUUAUCUACCUUAACGUAAAGCUGACUCAUUUGCAUAUUUCGUUAAAAUACCUAAUAUCGCAUGGGUUAAUCCACGUACUCAGAAGGAUUAUUUAACAUUUAAUUUAAAAAAUCACGAACCGUUACUUUAAUUAUUUUCAAAUAUUUAUUUAUUUCUAGAUAUUUGACUCAGUGUAUCUUGAAUGUAUAUUAAAACUGUUAGAUACAAUUUUGUUACCUCUUUAAAUAGUGGAAAAGUUGCUCAUUAUAAACAUACCAAUAAAGUUAUUAAUUAGAGCGCGAACGUUAUCAAUACUAUUACUUUCACUUUCGAUAUGAAUAUACUUUUUCAUAGAAAAUUAUACAACGCAUGUAUUUGUUAUUAAGAAAUUAAGCGAUCGAUAUUACCAUAUGUGGUCACGUUAUAUCAGGUUAUCAAUACUAUUACUUUCCCUUUCGAUAUGAAUAUACUUUUUCAUAGAAAAUUAUAUGACGCAUGUAUUUGUUAUGAAAAAAUUUAGCGUUUGAUAUUACCAUAUGUGGUCACGUUAUAUCAGGUUAUAGUAUAGCUGACAUAACAUAUUAAUUAGAUAUUGUAUACCAUAAUUGGCGUACCAUGAUUUGGGCAACGUGCCAAGCGUACAGUAAUUUAAUUAAUUCAAAUAUUGGACCCGCGUGACGUAUUUCAUUGAAAUGCACAUGCUCGAUAGUGCCUGUAUUUUAAGUUGUUUUAUGAUCACCGGCAAGACAUUAUGUAAUAUAUACAUAUAACCCUUGGGGCUAACGCCUCCGUGCAAUAUAAAUAUAAUACUUAAUGUUUCGCCCUCGACCAAUUAACUACACAUAAAGCAGGAUAUCAUCUGCAUAGCUGACAUCUCACAAUGAUAAUAUUUCCUGGAGGAUUUUAUAUUUGUGAAUUUGUAAACAGAAAUUACCCGUUGGGAAGUACACGAGGGUAAAUUUAUAGAUUGUUUUAGAUUGUUUCGUAGGAGAUUGUAUAUAUGUGAUCAUUCCCGUUUUUUUCUGUGGCUUAAUUAAUAUAUUGAUAUUGCACGAGUGCCUUAGCACGGGGUCUUUAUCUAUAUAUUACGUAAUGUCUUACACGAGACCUUUAAACAUCUUAAAAUACAGACAUUAUAUUUUAUCCAUAUCCAAUAUCCCAAAAUGAAACUUUUAGCUGUUGUCUCCCUGUAUAUGGCACUGGCCAUGGUUUCUGUUAAUGGCUACUACUGGCCAGGAGUCGGGAUGAUGGGUGUAAGCCCUUAUAUGGGCGGUAUGGGCAUGUAUGGUAUGGGCAUGGGCAUGAUGGGAAUGGGAAUGGGAUACAACCCAUAUAUGAUGGGUGGAAUGGGACUCGGUGGAAUGGGGCUCGGAGGUUUUGGUCUCGGCGGUUUUGGUGGAAUGGGUAUGAUGAACCGUUAUAUGAUGAACCCCUACAUGAUGAACCCAUACAUGAACCCAAUGCUUGGAUCUGGUGGAGACAUGAUUCCUGACAACAAUUUUGCCAACGACCUUAUCUAAAAUUUUAAAAUAAAUAGAUUUUCCUUAUUUUAUGAAUAUAUUUUCAAUCCUAGUCUAUGAACAUGUUAAUAUAUAAUAAUU
Messenger RNA from Patella vulgata (common limpet), 3341 nucleotides. Its product is annotated as baculoviral IAP repeat-containing protein 7-B. Gene Ontology annotation, cellular component: cytoplasm; spindle microtubule; nucleus. The record is from RefSeq and is a predicted model, not a curated record. Gene Ontology annotation, molecular function: cysteine-type endopeptidase inhibitor activity involved in apoptotic process; ubiquitin protein ligase activity. Gene Ontology annotation, biological process: regulation of cell cycle; negative regulation of apoptotic process; positive regulation of protein ubiquitination. Lineage: Eukaryota; Metazoa; Mollusca; Gastropoda; Patellidae. Bases 26 to 1774 code for a protein of 582 amino acids. The transcript is spliced from 2 exons.